This is a messenger RNA of Anopheles nili, 744 nucleotides long. RefSeq names its product adipokinetic hormone/corazonin-related peptide-like. The coding region runs from base 44 to 385 and encodes 113 amino acids. Gene Ontology annotation, molecular function: hormone activity. The record is from RefSeq and is a predicted model, not a curated record. The transcript has 3 exons. Lineage: Eukaryota; Metazoa; Arthropoda; Insecta; Diptera; Culicidae. Gene Ontology annotation, cellular component: extracellular region.
GGAAAAUUUUAGGCUACAAGUGAACGUAAAUUUUCUAAGCAUCAUGACUGCCAUCAGCUCAUCCCGUCAUUUGGUGGCCAAGCUGUUCCUGCUGGUGGCGCUCUGUGCUGUGUUACUUCCGGUUCCGGGCGCGAGUCAGGUAACCUUUUCCCGUGACUGGAAUGCGGGCAAACGUUCUCUGGCGGAACCCGCCAGCAACGGAGUCACGGAAUGCUCUGCCAUCUGGCGCUCGGUGAACAAUCUAUGUGCGGCCGUAACGAAAAACAUUCAACAUUUAACGCUCUGUGAGACACGCUCGCUUCUGAAGUCCUUGCAAACGGACGACUCCUCGAUGGAAAGUAACAGCGGGAAUAACUUGCCGAUAUUCUCCAGCAGCCAUAUCUAACUUCUGUAACCUAGCUGAACGUUUAGUGAUCUUCUAGUCGUGGUUGUGGCAGCCUACGAGACCGGCAAAUGUGGAAGCACAACAUGUGCCAUAUCAUCUGUAUCAGCAUAAUAGGUGGCAUUGAGCCACCAUUUAAAUACUCAAACAGCGGUACAUCCUUAACCAAAGACCCCCUAUAAAUGGUUUCCUACAUCCUUAUAAAAUGAUAAAACUGUAUCGUCCUUCCAAAAAAUGUCCCCCUGCACAUUGUUAAAAAAAGAUAUCGCAGCAUGUAGAUGAACGGAGAAACACAGAAAAUUCCAUUGAAAACAAAAAAAAACGUCGCUACAAAAUCAUAAAAACAAUAAAACUAAAAUCGU